This is a messenger RNA of Coccinella septempunctata (seven-spotted ladybird), 2841 nucleotides long. RefSeq names its product homeobox protein Nkx-2.1 (gene scro). Gene Ontology annotation, molecular function: RNA polymerase II cis-regulatory region sequence-specific DNA binding; DNA-binding transcription factor activity, RNA polymerase II-specific. The record is from RefSeq and is a predicted model, not a curated record. Gene Ontology annotation, cellular component: nucleus. The coding region runs from base 295 to 1362 and encodes 355 amino acids. NCBI's taxonomy places the organism in Eukaryota, Metazoa, Arthropoda, Insecta, Coleoptera, Coccinellidae. Gene Ontology annotation, biological process: regulation of transcription by RNA polymerase II; cell differentiation. The transcript is spliced from 7 exons.
CGCUCUUUGCCGGUAAAGAGUCUUACAUCAAGAGCGCUCUGAAGAGUACUAUAGCUCGAUCACUGAUUUAUUUAUAUAGUUAGUCAGUUUGUUUAUUGAAUCGCGCGAUCGAAUCCGAAAGGAAAUCGUAGAGAAAGAACGCGACGGACACUUGUAGUUUACAAUUGUUUUUUUUUUCCGGUGUAUGAUGGCUUCGAGUGAUUAAUGUGGCAGUUCGAAGGAGUUCGCGAGGUUCAGUGAUUUUUCCAAUUUUGGAAUUCGCUCGACAUCUUUUUGUAGUGGGCCCUGGAGUCCAUGUCAGCAGGUGGCUACGGGGAAGGUCCCGUAGCAACGCCGGACCGUUCCGACCUGCACGGCCUGCUGCCUGAGCUCAAUGGCGUUGAGUUGGCGAUGAGCCUGAGUCCCAAACAUCAUCAGGGAAGCCAUCAAGUACUCAGUCAUCUGCAACAGCUGCAUCAUUCGACUCCGUUCAGUGUAACAGACAUUCUGAGCCCUAUAGAGGAAAGCUAUAGAAAGUUGGAGCUAGCGACCAACCCUCCUUCGCCUUAUAGAUCAACAUCCAGUGGUAGUAGCAUCAAUUCUCCCGGUGCAGGGGGUGGCGCCCUAAGCUCUAGCGGUUGUAGUAUGAACGGGGGUUAUCCAGUGAUGGGGCAGUUUGGCGGUGGCCAGUACUGCCCUGUAUCAGAAAAUCUAGGACUGGGCUCUCACUACUCGUCAGGAUGGUAUCAGACAUCAGCGGCAGAUCCUAGGUUUGCCAUAUCAAGAUUGAUGGGCACAACAGCUGCAUCAGCAAACAUGGGUCACGGCCUCAACGCAGGAAUGCCAGGUUUGGGCGCGUGCGCUGUAACCGAUUCGAAGCCCAUGCAGUUUCCCCUGGCACAAAGGCGAAAAAGGCGUGUCCUAUUCACGCAGGCACAGGUGUAUGAGUUGGAGAGGAGGUUCAAACAGCAGAAAUACCUUUCAGCGCCCGAAAGAGAACAUUUAGCAUCUUUGAUACAUCUCACUCCUACACAGGUGAAAAUAUGGUUCCAGAAUCACAGGUACAAGUGCAAAAGACAGGCCAAAGAAAAGGCGAUGGCCGAACAAAACCAACACAACCAGUCGUCCAGCUCACCCAGAAGAGUAGCAGUUCCAGUGCUCGUGAAAGACGGUAAACCGUGUUCUGCCGGCUCCGGUAACAACCAAACCACCUCAUCGUCCGUAGUUGACACCGGCAGAACACAACAGUCGCCAGCCUGCCAGAGUCAACAACAAGCCCAAUGCAUGGCCAACAGCAGCCUGUCAAUGGCCUACAGGCAGCAGGGCAACUACCAACAGCAGUGCGGUGGUACUUAUUUGCCGCUACAGACUAGAGCUUGGUAGUGAUACGAGCAGUUCGGAAUAGUUUACAGUAGUGAAGAUGUGUGACGAGUAGAGUGUCGUAGACGAACUAGUCUUGUGAUAGAGAUGCGCAGUCGUGGAUGAUUGAUGAAAUGAGGAUAUAGGACAAAUUGAUCUCCUUGGAUAACGAAAAUCGUUUAGCGAAAUUGAAAUUGCAGAGGAAUUAUGUGAAAAAGCUUAUUUAAGAUACGUUUUGAGGAAUUUAAUGAUAACAUCUCUUCGGUUCUGAGAAGGGAUGGAUGGGGAUGUGGAACAAAAUAUAGGUCAAAGAAAACUAUUAUAUCUUGUUUGAAGGGGUAUACUAUCAAAGCAAAAUUAAAGGACUAGAUUACCAUCAUGAAUCUUCUAAGGGAUGGUAACAUCAUUGUGGUGUAGAUUGUAAUCUAGGUCGAUAAUUCAACUUUUGAGAAUAUGCAUAUGCAUGGUUUUUAUCUCGGACAUUAAUGGGUGAUAUCAUACUCCCAAUUUCUUUCAACAAAUAUGAAAUACUUGAAGGCUGACAUAAGAAAUGAGAAUUGUGCUAAGUGAUGGAUCUCAUUUCAUUUCAUUAUUAUAUUCCUGUCAAUGGAAACUGUUAAGUAAUUUUUUAUAUUCGUAUUGACGGAAGAAAUAAAUUGCAAUUCUAUUCUUACUCUGUUCAGAAUAGUGGUUAUGGAAAAGAGUAGAACAAUAUUCUGAAAUUUUUAAAAAUUGAUCUUUUAGUCAAUUCUUCAUAAUUCGAAAUAUGCAACCAGAUUCAUCUGGUAACUAUAAGUUUAACACUAGUUGCCGGAAUGUCAAUUAUAUUUUAAUGGUCCAUUAACAUUUUAAUGGUCCAUUAAACGGCAUAUACACCGCGUUAUGGAGAAUUAAAGAUUUAAAGGAUCAUUAAAUUAUAAUUGUCUUUCGCGCAACUGGGUGUUAGAGCAAUUAUUACCUAAAAUCGAGGCAAAUUUAUUUCAAUAUUAUUUAUACUGAUUGAUUAAUUAUCAAGAUUUUUGUUGUUUCAAGUUGGGGGACACGUUUGUAUCAUAUAAAUAUUAUGAAACGUGUUUUAUUUUAUCUAGUUUUGUUUCAUCUCUCCAUUUUUAUUCUCUAAGGAGUUGAGGUUGAGGCUUUGACUCUUAUCCUCGAAGGGAUUUAUCGAUAUGAAUCAUGUGAACGAGAUAGAAAUUUGAAAGCGAGAGUGCAAUGAUUAGAAGACAAAGAUUUCACUUUGUAUAAAUAAAUUUUUCGCAAAGUAGUGAACAAAUGUUAUGAUAUGUAAUAUAAUUUUUAUCCAAUGUAUGUAGAUUUUUUUUAUUUUGUACAAAUUAUUCAUUAAUGUAUAUAAUGAUUAGUGUAUUAGAUAUAUUUCGAAAUGGAAAUCGAAUAUUAUUCCAGAGAAUCUCACCGUGUACAUAUUACUAGUAUAUCGAGUUGCACAAUUAUGUAACAUGUGUGUUUAUAAUUAUUACCAUCGAAUAAAAGUUUGAGUUUGAA